GCUCCCCUGCCAGGCUGAAAAGAAUGCAGUUGUCCUUUCCACGCAGAAAGACAAGGGACAUAAGACACAAGGAAUCCUGGAACAAAUAAGACUCUUUAGACUCGGAGACACGAAAGACACGCCGGUUAUUUUAAUGACAAGAAAACAAAGCGUCGAAAAAGAAGAAGAGGAAGAAGAGGAAGAAGAGAGUGGGCGAGAGUGGGAGGUCCAGUGCGCGCCCAUGCUGGGCUUUUGAGGUGUCCUUGUCAGACUGCAGUCGGUUCCUGUAGUCAGUAUCUUCAUGGAGGGGGUUCCCGUCCACUGACCGAGAAGGACGAUUGUCGGCAUCAGCAGCCAUGUCUGCCUGCGGCACAUUCACGGAACAUGUGUGGAAACCCGGCGAGUGCAAGAACUGCUUCCAGCCAAAGAGUCUGCAUUCCCCUGUUCUGAGUGGCGGGGAGAAGCUCCGGUCCGAACAGAGACUUCCGAUGCAGCGGCAUAAUCUGCCCCAUGACGGGACCAAGGCCAGCUCUAGUCUUGCCAACAACAACUCCCAGAAGGCUGGUGCCCACUCCGGACAGUUCCGUCCACCGGUGGCGAAGAAGCCCACCAUUGCUGUCAAGCCCACUAUGAUGCCUCUGUGCUCUUCAUCAGGGUCGGGUCCGGCAAACGUUCCAGAAGCAGGCAAAACGUCAGCCUUCAAAGUGUGGAAUUGCAAUGGAGUCAACUGUAAGAGGACUUACUGUUCCAACAGUGAAGGGCACGACGCUAUCAGUGAGAUUGAGGGCUACGAGCAGCUUAGUCCGAGGACCCAGAGUGGAAAUAACAACAACAGCGGACUGACCGAUGUCUUAAAAGAGAUUGCGGGAUUAGACCCCGGCCAUAGCCUAUCACUUGUCUCAAAGGACUUGUUUUGGGGGCGGAUCAGUAGCUCGUAUCGCAGGUCGCUGGAAAGGGGCGUCCCGGCUGCUAGCUGUUUGGCUAUGGGAAGUUGCACCAGCGGUAGCGGAAGCAGCCAAAAGCGGGUAUCCCUUAGCGAUAGCACAGAGGUCAUCAGCACAGAAGGCGGGCGCUUUUGCUACCCCGAAUUUUCGAGUGAGGGGGAAGACGAUGAAGAGGACGAGGAAGAGGAUGAAAGAGACCACGAGCACGAGAGCUGGGACGAAAGUGAUGAAGAGUUACUCGCCAUGGAGAUCCGCAUGAGAGGCCAGCCGCGAUUUGCACACUUCCGAGCUGCCACGUUGUCCCCGGUGCCCUUUGCCGCAGGCAAAAAGUGGAACACCGUCCCACUUCGCAAUCGUUCUUUACAACGGAUUUGUGCAGUGGACUACGAUGACACCUACGAUGAAAUUUUGAAUGGGUACACCUCCGUAGAUUCCACUGGAGCCAUUCUGCCUUAUGGCCCUCACGCCAGUCAGGGAAGCGCUUUCCUUGCAAAUUCAGAGCCCACAAUUUCUCCUGGAUCCUCGUCAUCCCCCCCCGAGGACUCACAGACCGCAUCCAGCAGCGAGAGCAGUAUCUCCUACGUUGAUGGAAAUGGAUUGCAGUCCUCCACCCAGUCACGUCCGGUCAAAUCCCCCGUACCUUGUACUUCUCAUGCAAAAGAAGAGCCGGCCCACGGAGCACCGGGUCCUGUCAAGGUUCCAGAGACUCACAAGGCUGUUCUGGCCAUCAGAUUAGAUGAUCAGGAUCCGUUGGCAUCGAUGCCCCAGGCCCUUCCAGGUCAACCAGUGACUAUCAGUUUCAGUCCCACAGAGGAACAGGCUAAACCGUACCGUGUUGUGAAUUUGGAAAAGUCCGUUAUCUGUAAACCUUACACCGUUGUGGACGUGUCAGCUUCCAUGACCAAGAAAGAUGAGCAGAUAGCCCACUCUGCCCCAAAGCACACGAACCAGUCAGUACCAUGUUGUGCCACUUCUGUGGGUCACCCGUUGGCUUCCCCUUCUGACGGGUUAGCAACCUCGGUUGCACACUCUCAUGUGUCCAGAAGGAAACUAGGGAGCAUGCGUUACCAGGAAGUAUGGACGUCGAGCACAAGUCCUCGCCAAAAGAUCCCCAAAGUUGAUCUGGGGAACGGGAGGACCACCGGCCAGUCCAUAAACUCUCAACACUUCAGCCACAAAUCAGCUCCUACAUCUCCAGUGGCUGGGCUGUCUUCUUCCCGAAGCGUGGCCGCCAACUCGCCCAAUUUAGCGGAGAUCAAGUUCAACAGUUUCAACAAUGCAGGCAUGCCUCCUUUCCCCAUCAUCAUCCGAGACGAGCCAGCAUACGCCCGCAGCUCCAAGAACGCCGUCAAGGUGCCAAUUGUUAUCAAUCCAAGCGCUUAUGACAAUUUAGCCGUGUACAAGAGUUUCCUGGGUCUCAGUGGGCAGCUGACGCAGGGGAAAGGGGGCGGCAGUCGGGCCACCAGCCAUACCUACGAAGAGAUUGGAUCCUCCGAGAGUUUCCAGUCCGCCUCGACAGACAAAACCCUCUCUGGCAGGGACACGUUUGAGAAAGCAUCUUUGGAAGAUUCCAAAGCAUCGCUCCAAGUGGGAGUAAAAGCACCCAACCUGCAACCCAGGACCGCUGCAGACCCGCUCACUGGGACUGGCGCUGCCUUGAACCCGUUUUCACCCACUGCUAAAAGUAGCCUUGUUGCGCUAGCACGCAGUUGCAGUAAGGAUAAUGAUGCAGAACAAUCUUCUGGUGGAGUCGUGGAGGCCAGUGCUGUGCUCUCACAGAUAGUGGCCUCCAUCCAGCCUCCCCGCUCUCCUCCAGAGUCACCUUCAGCCCGUGAGAAAUCUUUUAGUUCUGAGGAACUGUACGCCCUUCCGCCGGAUGCCAUGAGAGAAACCCUCACCAGACCCGCGUCUCUUCUCUCCACAAAUGACGCAAGUGUUUCCAAGCCCGUGAAAAGUACGCUCUCCAAAGUUCUGUCCAAAUCUCAGAGCGCCUCUGCUGCCCUCCCCCUUUGCACCAGCAGGUCAGAGCCAAACGCCCCGUUCCCCCCACCCAGGUCUACAUCGUCCCCUUAUCAUGCUUCAAACAUCCUCCAGAGACAUUUUAGCAACUGGGCCAAGAGCUCUGCCUUCAGUUCUCCUGUGCGCCCCAGUGAAGGCGAAAGCAGCUUGAGUGGGGAGCGGCGUAAUCCACCAGAGAGCUCCAAACCCAAACGCUGGAUCUCCUUUAAGAGCUUUUUCCGUCGACGAAAAGACGAGGAUGAGCAGAAAGAGAAGUCAGAGAAAGAAAAAGAGAAAGGCAAGUUGUUGGGCCUGGAUGGGACCGUGAUCCAUAUUCUCCCGCCUCCACCGAGUCAGCAGCAGCACUGGUUCUCUGAGGCCAAACCCCAGGAUCCUUCACAGAAACCAACCAUCGUGUUUGCCUAUAAAAAGGAAGGUGGUGGUCCUGCUGGUGGACAAGGAGAACUACAAGUAGAAGAAUGCCGGGAGACUGCACCUCUGACACCUAACCCCCACCAGGAGGCCGGACCUUUGAGCCCGGGCCCACCAGUAACAACAGAGGCCCCCGGAGCCGCUCCCGUCAGUGACAUAAGCCAGGUACCAGUCAGCGCCGGCCAUGCCAGGGACGGGGAGCUGCCCGCUGCUACCCCCCUCGCCACCAGAGUCCAUCUGGGGCCGGCGUUGGGGGAGGCUGGCCGAUUCAGCGCCAGCCUCGGGGAACCAGAGGAUGAGGGGAAUCGGUCCCGUCGCUCGCACUCGCCGGCCUCCAGCCAGGGCAGCGCCACCUACAGCAACCUUGGCCAAUCAAGAGCCAACAUGAUUCCACCGAAACAGCCCCGGAACAUGAAGGCGUCCAACGACACCCUGGCUUCCAUUGACCUGGAAGGCCUCAUCGACCAGCCGCUCCCCAAAUCCACACCCCCACCCCUGCCGAAAAAGGCGGUCAGCCGCUCCAGCACAGAGCCCAGCCUGGGCGGCAAGGAGCCCCUCCCGUGUGCCUUCAGACCUCGGCUGGAGGCCAAACCUGGCGGCACCCACCUGAGCGUCGCCAAUCCGCUCUACGACUUGGACACGGCCUGGGAGACGGCCAGUCAGAGCUCCUCGCUCGGCUCUGAGCCUCAUCCACCUCACGGCCGGCAGAGCGGCGACUCCCUGGAGUGUCUGUCAGCCUCCAUGGUCAAGGCCCGCCCCGCUACAAGCGUGUCCUCGUUGGUCACACCAUCUGCCACCACCGCCACCAGGGAGAGGAAAGCGUACCCGAGUACCGAGUCUCUCCCCGGGCAGAGUCGCAAAGCGGGUCAAGACGCCGCCGCUACCAAGCACCAGAGGUCUGCUCUGUACCGGGGCUUGGACAGCUGGGACGAGGUGGUGGGCAGGAUCAGGUGCCUUCACACGGACACCCUGAGGAAGCUGGCAUCCAAAUGCGAGGAUCGUUUCAUGGCCGGCCAAAAGGACCACUUGAGGUUCGGGACUGACAGCUGGUCCCACUUCAGGCUGACGACAGGGAGGCCCUGCUGCGAGGCCGGAGACGCCGUGUACUAUACCGCCUCGUACGCCAAGGACCCGCUGGUCAGCUACGCCAUCAAGAUCUGCCGGAGCAAAGUCAAGGAGACCCAGCAGCAGUUGGUCCACAGUCUGGCUGUAAGGCAGAGCCUGGCCCUCCACUUCAACAUCCAGCAGGACUGUGGACACUUUCUGGCCGAUGUCCCCAGCCGCCUGCUGCCCUGGGAGGAGGAGGAGGAGGAAGAGGAGGAGGCACGAGAGGAAGAGGUGGAGGAGAAGGCCGGGACGGAAGAUGGAGAAGUUGAAACAGAGUCUCCAAAUGGUGAAUCGGCGGAAAGUUCAGCUGCUGUCGUCAUGAGCGGCGCCGGCCACUUGAGGAGCCGAGUGGUGGUCAUCACGCGCGAGGUGCCGUUCCAAACGGUGGCCGACUUUGUCCACCAAGGCGCAUCCCAGCACAGCCAAAACCCCGAGGUUUACGAGCGGCAGGUGUGCCUCCUGCUGCUCCAGCUGUGCUCGGGCCUGGAGCACAUGAAGCCUUAUCACGUGACCCACUGCGACCUGCGCUUGGAGAACCUGCUGCUGGUCCACUGCCAGCCCGGCCCCGAUCCCCUGGAACCCAACAACAACAACAACAAUGGCAGCGACUCCGCCAGCGCCACCCACGUCGCCGGCCCUGCCCGUCUCAUCAUCAGCAACUUUUCCCAAGCCAAACAGAAGAGCGCUCUCAUGGCUGCCGACCCCGGGGCUCUGAGGGACCACUCUCGGCUGGCUCCUGAGAUCAUCACGUCCACCCAGUUCCGCAAGUGCGAUGAGUUCCAGACGGGCAUUCUCAUCUAUGAGAUGCUACACCAGCAGAACCCUUUUGAGGAGACGCCGGAACUGAAGGAACGAGAGUACACCUGGGCGGACCUGCCCCCCUUCCCGGUGCGAUCGCUGUACUCGCGGGGCCUGCAGCAGCUGGCCCGCUUACUGCUCACCGUCAACCCCUCUGAAAGGAUCCGUAUGUCCGACGCACGGGCCUGCCUGCAAUGUCUGCUCUGGGGGCCCCGGGAGGACUUGUUCCUGGCUCUGGGCUGCGGCAGCUCGGGCUCCGUAACGGCGGCCACCCUCCAGAACUGGCUGGACCUGAAGCGCACGCUGAUGAUGAUCAGGUUCGCUGAGCGCUCCAUGGAGUCCGCAUGCGGUGUGAGCUUGGAGGACUGGCUCUGCUGCCAGUACUUGGCUUUUGCCACCACCGAGAGCCUGAACCGGGUGGUGCACAUCCUGCAGCAGCAGAACCACAAUAGUCCAGCGCACACCUUUCACAGGACUCAGUCGCAGCCGUUAUGAGUUCCUUGGGGGUGGACUUCCUCCCUGCGUGCUGUCCUUGUGCACAUGCUCACGUUAGCGUCCUGAUUUAGCAGACAUAGUAUACAUACAUAUAUAUAUAUAUAUAUAUAUAUAUAUAUAUAUAUAUAUCACAUGCUUUUACUUUUCCAAUUUCCAAAUGGGAAUACAGCAUCUUUAACAGGCCCCCUAGUGGCUGCCCUUUGGUUCCCCGGGAAUUUGGGCUGUGAAAAAUAUCUUCAUGGCACACGGGCUGCAGGGCCCCCGCCUUUUGUCCACUCAUCAUCACGCGUAUCAUAUCAUCUAUUAGCACGGAAAUAUCAGCCGCUUGUUUGCUCCCAGUGAUGCCGCUCACAUGCAACCCUUGAACGCAACCCUUGAACGCAACCUAACCAACGUGACGCCUACGUACUUUUACCAUUUCUUUCACCGUUUCUACCUAUAUGCUGUGUAUACUUUUACCAUUUGUUGUAUGCGUUUACCAUUUCUCCCUAUACUCUAGGCCUACGUUUACCAUUUCUACCGAUAUGCUGUGUAUACCUUUAGCAUCUGUACCUAUAUGCUGUGUAUACUUUUAGCAUCUGUACCUAUAUGCUAAGUAUACUUGUAGCAUUUCUGCCCAUACGUAUACGUUACCAUUCGUAAGGCUGUGGACUAGCACGGGUGAAACCACUGCAAACCUUUUCCUGCUUGUCUUGGGAAGGUUGGGACGGCGUGGAUGCUGUGGAUGCUGUGGAUGCUGUGGAUGCUGUGGAUGCUGUUUCUCCAGGAGGGUGAAGACGUGGUCAUGUGACUGUCACGGAGGUUAUGGAAAGCAAAGAAGGAAUUUAUUGAAAAGGUAAAGAGUACGUCAACCACUUCAGUCUCGCCGCUUGCUCUUACUUUCUUACAACUCCUGAUGUCUUCAUCAUUUCAUGUGCUGUUUGAAGUACUUCAUUAUUGUAUACCGAGGUCAUUCAUUGGAGUACUAACCAUCAAAGUGCUAGUACCAGUGCUAGUACUUGGAUGGAUGUGAUGAUCCAUAAAGGGAAAGUGUAAGGAUUUGAUACCAAAGAAUGUGUGGAGAGCACCGACGUGUACUGCUGUGUACUGCUGUGUACUGCUGUGUACUGCUGUGUACUAUGUCUAUACAGUAUACAGUACGUAGGUCAUAGGUCAUGUAUUUGAUCGUUCACCUUUGAUCUUUGGUCCAAUGUUGAGCGAGCGUGGAAGGAAUGUUUGAGAGGAAUUAUCCACAUAUUCCAAAAUAUGAAAGUGCAGUAAACCAUCACUUCAAAAACACGAUCACCGCCCACUUGGAAGAAAUCACAACCAAAACUAUGGUUUUUAUUUGGAUUUGAACAUGAGGAAAUGUGUGUAUUUGUACUUGGGCAGCUCAGUACUGCAAGUGUUUAUACUGACUGGGGUUUUGUACACGGUAGCAUGAUGAUGAUGACGGUGGUCGCCUUGAAGAAGAAUAAAUAUAUAUUUUGAUA
This is a messenger RNA of Doryrhamphus excisus (bluestripe pipefish), 7225 nucleotides long. RefSeq names its product pseudopodium-enriched atypical kinase 1 (gene peak1). NCBI's taxonomy places the organism in Eukaryota, Metazoa, Chordata, Actinopteri, Syngnathiformes, Syngnathidae. Gene Ontology annotation, biological process: protein phosphorylation. The record is from RefSeq and is a predicted model, not a curated record. Gene Ontology annotation, molecular function: protein kinase activity; ATP binding.